Oryza sativa Japonica Group (Japanese rice) is the source of this 1796-nucleotide messenger RNA. RefSeq lists its product as uncharacterized. The record is from RefSeq and is a predicted model, not a curated record. Lineage: Eukaryota; Viridiplantae; Streptophyta; Magnoliopsida; Poales; Poaceae. Gene Ontology annotation, cellular component: chloroplast.
CGAGAAAGAAAAGAAAAAAAAAAAGAAGAAGAGUUGCCGGCGCGAGACCAGACGAAGCCAUCCGAUCCCCACCCUUCCUCCCCUCCCACCUCAUCAGCGCUGGCGGCGGCGGCGGCGGCGGCGGCGUCCCCUGGAUCCCUCGGCGGAGGCAGCGGCAGCGGCGGCGGCGGCGGUAGAUCAAUCGCAUUUGUCUCGCUAAAUCCGGCCCGCGCCGCCCGUCGCGUCGCGGUAGGUGGGUAGGGGGAGGUGUGUCGCGUCGCGUCGCGUGGUAGCUGCGCUCCCUUCCCGCAUCCGCGGUGCCUGUGCGUGCCCUCCACACGAUCCCCCCCUCCCGUCGUGUUCGUCCGACCGUCCGGCAGAUCGGCGAGGAUGGAAAUGUUCUUCAGCAGCUUUCUUAAUGAAUCGGCAUCAUCAGAGAACCUCUUUGGUCAUCCAAAUGUCGAGAGAUGCCCAUUCCUGAGAAACAUCAAUGGAGCUACAACAUAUUCAUUUUCUUCUGCUUUGCCAGUAGCUGCCCGAGGAGGAAAUGGUCCAAUUUUUGAGGACGGACCAGGCUUUGAUUCAGCAUUUAAACUUUUCCAUGGAUGGGAUGGAAUAGUUCCGCUUUCAGGAAAGUCAUAUUUACCUGAUGAGAGCAACAGUGAGAGCAUUGAUGCCAAUCCUGAACCUGCUCUGCUGUUUAACCCAUUGGCUGCUAGAGCUGCCACAAUAAGUCUAUCUGCAUUUGGGCCAUUUGGUUUUAACUUCUUUAAUGGCAAGGGGAAAAGGCAGAACAAGAAGCCCAACAAUCUAAAUCAGUCAAACAAGAAGCCCAGCAAUCCGAACCAGAAUUCCAUGAAAAAAGGAGGUAACUCAUCAUCGCACGAGGCAAUGAGCAACGAAUGGAUGGAAAAUGGGCAGUGCCCACUUGCCCGGUCUUACCGAGCAAUGAGUGGCAUUCUGCCCCUUGUUGCAAAGGCUUUACAACCACCAGCAGGUGUGAAGCUGAAGUGCCCGCCUGCUGUGGUCGCUAUACGUGCAGCCCUUGCACGGACUGAACUUGUGAAGUCUCUCCGUCCCCAGCCCCUGCCUGCAAAGAUGGUAGCCAUUGCGUUGCUUGGAAUGGCAGCAAACAUCCCUCUCGGGGUGUGGCGUGAGCACACCAAGAAAUUCUCCCCGCAGUGGUUUGCAGCUGUCCAUGCCGCUGUUCCAUUCAUCGGAAUGCUGAGGAAAUCUGUGAACAUGCCCAAGACUGCCAUGGCAUUCACCAUAGCAGCCUCCAUUAUUGGCCAGACAAUCGGGUCGAGGGCCGAGCGCAUUCGUCUGAAGGCAUUGGCUGCAAAGGGCGACGCCGAUUCCACCACCGUGGCUGACAUGUAUCCAAACAAGUCUGGCAAUUGCAGUGACACUGAGGGCAAGGCAUGGGAUCCGCUCGCGAUGAAGAUGGCUGGACGGGCUUCUGGUGGCGUUGCUGCACCAACACCAAGCAUGUGUUUCUGAUUGUUCAUUGCUUUUGAAAAUUUGUGUCUAUACCAGUAUCUCUGUAUGUUUGAGAGUUGAUAUUGAGUCUAUUUUUAUCUUGUGAUGUAAUUGCCUUUCCUUGCCCCUCAGAAGUAUCCGUUUGUUUGUGGGGUGAGGCAAGUGGAAUAAGAGUGCUGCAGUUCUGCAGUUAAGCUUGCCAGUUCUGCAGUUCAUGCAUCUGUAAUUUGAUGCUGCAGGAUUUCUGCUAUUUUACCAAUCAUCAUUGUACUGUGUGUAACCUGUUGGAUGAACGCUUGUUAGCUGUUCUGGUGAGUGACCCUGUUUGAAUUUUAUUA